This is a messenger RNA of Phycodurus eques (leafy seadragon), 3316 nucleotides long. RefSeq names its product ankyrin repeat domain-containing protein 13C-like. Gene Ontology annotation, cellular component: cytoplasm. The record is from RefSeq and is a predicted model, not a curated record. The transcript has 13 exons. The coding region runs from base 428 to 1993 and encodes 521 amino acids. Gene Ontology annotation, molecular function: protein binding. Lineage: Eukaryota; Metazoa; Chordata; Actinopteri; Syngnathiformes; Syngnathidae.
AGCUCAACUCGAGUGGCUUAUUGAACCGUCCCGUCUGUGUGUUUGAUAUUUGCCGCAAAGCAACCGGUUUGAGAUCAAUAUGCUUCCAAGAAUGAAUGGAGGGGACGUUCUUCUAAUUGUUUGUGGCUCAGUCUUGGCUACGUUUUAUUUUGAUGUGUGUGCCGUUUAAUAUUUAACACCUUUGAGGUUUUUGUCGCCGCGCCCACCGUGUACUGUAUAUGCAUGUAUAUAUAUUUUUUAUUUCGGGCUAGCUUAGCAGUAGCACCGCUUGUCGGAUGCUAGCUUAAUGUCGCCGUCAAGUUUGGCGGUCGUAAAGCAGGGGAAUUAGUCAUUUGUAUCCAUUUUCCCCAUUACUUUUCAUUUAUUGUUAAUGCCGACAAAGUGUAGUUAGCUAGUAGCUAGAGGACUUGAGGUCUUAUUUGCCGUCAUGACAGGUGAGACGAUACUUGCCGCGCGCAAGGAUCACUACAAAGGCAACAAAAAUGCACAAGUCGUCGACUCGUUCGACGACACCACCAACGGGACCAUCCCCAGCGGGACUGCUCACCAUUUGAAAUCCAACAAGGCUUUCCUGAAAUCGGUCAAACCGGCGGCACUGCACCACCAGCAGCUGCAGCUGAAUGCAAACAAGCUUAACGGCAACGCGUCCAUCGGCACCAUUGUCAACGAUGACAAUAAGAAUCCGAUCAUCCUCACCAACGGGGACUUCCCGGUGCACGAGUGUGUGUUCAAAGGAGAUGUGAGACGGCUCUCCUCCCUCAUCAGGAUGCAUAACAUCUCUCAGAAAGACGUGCACGGUAAUACACCUCUCCAUCUGGCUGUGAUGCUGGGCCACAAAGAAUGUGCCCUUCUUCUUCUGGCCCACAAUGCACCUGUAAAGAUGAAGAAUGCACAGGGGUGGAGCCCUCUGGCAGAAGCUAUCAGCUACGGUGACAGACAAAUGAUCACAGCAAUACUGCGCAAACUCAAGCAACAAUCCAGGGAGAGUGUGGAGGAUAAAAGGCCAAAAUUACUGAAAGCCCUCAGGGAGCUUGGCGACUUUUACCUGGAGCUGCAUUGGGAUUUUCAAAGCUGGGUGCCUCUGUUGUCCCGAAUGCUUCCCUCUGAUACUUGUAAAAUCUACAAGCAAGGCAUCAAUAUCAGACUGGACACCACCCUCAUCGACUUCAUCGACAUGAAAUGUCAGCGCGGAGACCUCAGCUUCAUCUUCAACGGCGACGCGCCGCCCUCGCAGUCCUUUGUGGUCCUGGACAACGAAGCCAAAGUGUACCAAAGAAUACACCACGAGGAGUCGGAGAUGGAGACGGAGGAGGAGGUGGACAUCUUGAUGAGCAGCGACGUCUACUCGGCCACCUUGUCCACCAAGUCUAUCACCUUCUCCCGUACUCAGAGCGGCUGGCUCUUCAGGGAGGACAAAACUGAGCGGGUGGGCAACUUCCUGGCAGAUUUCUACGCCGUCAACGGCCUGGUGCUGGAGUCCAGGAAGCGGCGCGAGCACCUGAGCGAGGAGGACAUCCUCAGGAACAAAGCCAUUAUGGAGAGCCUCAGCAAAGGCGGCAGCAUCAGCGAGCACAACUUUGAGUCCGUGAGAAGACAGUCCCUCUCGGCGCCGGCCCUCAACACCAUUUCCUGGGAAGAGUACAUCACGGCAGAGCAUGGAAAGCCUCCUCAUGUGGGAAGAGAGCUGGUGUGCAAAGAGAACAAGAAGCACUUCAAGGCCACCGUAGCCAUGAGCCAGGACUUCCCUCUGGGCAUCGAAUCCUUACUGAACGUGCUGGAGGUGGUGGCACCCUUCAAGCACUUCAACAAGCUGCGGGAGUUCGUCCAGAUGAAGCUGCCCCCCGGCUUUCCCGUCAAACUCGACAUCCCCGUGUUCCCGACCAUCACAGCCACCGUCACCUUCCAGGAGUUCCACCACGACCAGUUUGAGGGCUCUCUCUUCGUCAUCCCCUCCGACUUCAAAGAAGACCCCAGUCGCUUCCCGGACCUCUGACCGCCUGGAAACUCAAUCCUCCAUUGAAAAUCACUCCCGCUAUUGCAUAUAUAUACUAGCAUACUGUAGUUCUCAAAAUGGCUGCCGGGGGUAUAUAUUUACUUAACUGCAGAUGGGGCAGGCCUUUAUCUUUUGGAAUCGUAGUAAACCAUAUUUAUCGAGCGAGUUUAAAAUGAAUUAAAAAGGACUUGAGUUGCAUAAACACGGACGCACAUGUUGUGGCGCGACCAUGUUGGGAAUGAAGCUAGUCAUCUCGAUCACUAGAUCAUCUUGAACUAGUUUACAACACGCUGUGGGUUAGACAACGCACCGGCCCACAGACUGUUUACGUGCUACUGUUUUGGUUAGCAACAGCGUUCAAAUGCAUUUAGUCGUCAAUGUCUAUGAACUGAGAUAAUUACAUUUAAUGGGCUUUUUUUCCCUGAUGAAGAAAAAAGGGAGGUGUUAAUUCAUCGUAAGUAAAACCGCAGACUUAUUGGGUGCGGCGUUGACUCGAGGGGAGGCCACCGUUUUAAGAAAUCUGCUUUCUAUGUUUAAAAAGGGAGCUGAUGGUCGGCCAUUUUCUUGCUGGAUCCAAAGCAAACCUAUGCUUUCAUGCUGCUAUUCUCCUCAAAGGACUCAUUAAACCCGUUAAAGCUAAACAUAUUUCUUAAAGAGCUAGAUUAACUUUGCUGAAAAUUUGAUACAAAUUCGUACAGUAUUCAUAUUCAAUAUAUGAUUAAUUGAAAAGUGAAGUUUUGUUUUGUGCAAAAGGACCACUAAAUGAAUGGUCUGUUUUCAAUUUAGAAUUUUGUCUCGUUUAAUGCUUCAGGCUUUACAGGUUUAAUAUUCAUAUUCUCAUUUGUUUCAAGUGUCCUGACACUGUGUUGUGUAAAUAGUUUUGUCUCUUCAGCAAACAAACAAACAAAAAGGUUAUAUCCUUAUGCUUAAUUAUGCAUUUGUACAUAUAUGUCUCUCUACUCAUGGACUUACUCUGUGUAGCAAUACAUUGACGGUACGCAAGAAUGUUUAUAAUUGAGCUCCGAAACGCGUUCAUGUUCCACAUUCAGGUUAGCUCACGUUUACCUCGUCGCCCGCCCGUCUUUUCCAUGGUCCUGUCAAAGAUUGUAACCCGUGUUCAGGUUUACUGUCGUUGGCAUCAAGUUCCGCUGCUGCCAUGUUUGAGGGCACCUUUUGUGGUACACAGUUGAAACGAGUAUGUCACACCUUCAAACACCUUUUGUGCUGACAGUAGCUUGUCUGUUAUUAUUUUGUAUCAACUAAGCUGUGAAGUUGUUGCCACUCAUCCUUCCCUUUUCAAUAAAGCACCAGCAUCACAUUUCA